AUAAAGAGAGAGAGAGGGAGAGAGAGAGAAUCUUAAGCAGACUCCAUGCUCAGCGUGUAGCCUAUGUGGGACUCAAUCGCACGACUCUGGGAUCAUGACCAGAGCGAAUAUCAAAAGUCCAACAUUCAAUCAAUUGAGCCACCCAGGUGCUCUUUUUCUUUCAUUUUUUUUAGUAUCAAGGGAUUUUAUAAUAACUUUGGAGAAAUGUCAGUAAUUUAUGACUAUAAUUCUGUAAUGCCUUAUUUUAGAAUAUAAAAACUUCACUGGAUUCUAAGCUAAGCUUUUAAACUUUAAAGUUAAAUUAUACUGUUCUCUCAUGUCACAAUCCCUGACAGGAUGGUUGCACACAUGAAAUAGAAAAAGACACUUGGUCUUUCCACACAGGCAUCCAUUUUGUACCCUACAAGGGUGAGUUGGCUUGUGUAACCUGCCUAGCUGGCUUCUUAAUAGGAAGAAGCAAAGUUCCAUUUUGAAUAUAAAUGGGGAGGGGAGUCUCCCACUGAGAUGCCCCAAAGUCAGAUUUUGUGUUACUUGCUGCAUUGCUCUUAUGAGGAAUAGCUACCAGCAGCAGCAGCUCAGAAUUCUCUUUGUAAACUAUAAUAUUUUGUUUCCUCUUCUGUGGGCUACUUAGCUACAAAAAGGAAGAGUAAGAAGCUCCAGAAAAUCCUGGAAAGUACUUGGGCAUUCCCCAAGUAUUGUAAGAGAACGUCAAGCUUUCUGUAGGCUUCGAAUAAGCUUCUCUAGAAGGGCCUUCUAUAGAGUUCUGGGAGUGCCGCAGUCACUUAUGGGGGGGAGGGCCGUGCAGCUACAGAGGAGGGAUGUGUGUGAGGGGAAAUGGGGGGCCAUGCAGGAGAAGCAGCUGGAUUACCAUCCUAAUGCUGUGGCUUUUGUUUCCUGAUGUCCCAGGGCUUAGAAACCAAGAUGGCAGAGAUUCACAGCUGAGACUAGACUUAGUGGGUAAGACUGGAGGAGGGAAAAGUGCCACAGGCAACAGCAUCCUUGGAGAGAAAGUGUUUCAUUCCAGCAUUGCGGCAACAUCUGCCACCAAGACCUGUAAGAAACAGAAGAGCAGGUGGCAGGGAAGAGAAAUUGUGGUCGUGGAUACGCCUGGCAUUUUCGACACCGAGGCACAGGAUGCUGACACCUGCAAGGAGAUUGCUCACUGCAUCUUCCUGACCUCUCCAGGGCCUCAUGCUCUGCUCCUGGUGGUCCUGCUGGGCCGGUACACGCAGGAAGAGCGAAAGGCCACGGAGAAGAUCCUGCAAAUAUUUGGACUCAGAGCUAGGAGAUACAUGAUUCUCUUAUUCACCCGGAAAGAUGACUUGGAUGGCAUCAAUUUCCAUGAUUACUUACAGAAAGCACCCAAAGGUAUCCUAGAGUUGGUGGGCAAGUUUGGUGAUCGCUACUGCAUGUUCAACAAUCAGGCGACAGGAGCUGAGCAGGAGGCCCAGAGAAAUCAGCUGCUCGCCCUGGUCCAGCGCAUUGUCGCCGAGAAUGAAGGAAGAUGCUACACUAAUAAGAUGUACCAAAAGGCUGACAACGAGAUUCAGAAACAAAUGCAAGAAAUGCAAGAAUUUUACACACCAGAGCCAGAGAGAGAGAGUGCGAUAAGAAAGGAGUUUGAAGACAAGAUCAGAAAGCUGGAGGAUAAACUGGAGCAGCAGAAACAAAUGGAACAAAUGGAGAGGGAAUUGGCUGAGAAAGAGGCAUUAUAUGCCGUAAAGCUGCAAAAACACAGAGAUGAUAAUCAGUAUAAGAUAGUUGACUUGAUCAUGAAAGCUGUACAGAUGGUUUUUCCUAUCUUCUCUCACCUGUUUAUGAAAGAUUAACCUGAAUGAGAAGAUCUGAUUUGCUACACAUUUUCCGCUGGCCCUGCCAAGCCCCUCACCCCAGAACUCAUUCACCAACCUUGAAGCACUCUUGCUUCUGUCUCUCAGACUCUCAGGACGAAGGGGUAUAAUCAGAUUCACUGGUGGUGAUUGGUAG
This is a messenger RNA of Felis catus (domestic cat), 1986 nucleotides long. RefSeq names its product GTPase IMAP family member 4-like. The record is from RefSeq and is a predicted model, not a curated record. Lineage: Eukaryota; Metazoa; Chordata; Mammalia; Carnivora; Felidae. Gene Ontology annotation, molecular function: GTP binding.